Manacus vitellinus (golden-collared manakin) is the source of this 4903-nucleotide messenger RNA. It is a transcript of the gene WDR3, whose product is annotated as WD repeat domain 3. Gene Ontology annotation, molecular function: protein binding; snoRNA binding. Gene Ontology annotation, biological process: maturation of SSU-rRNA. Gene Ontology annotation, cellular component: small-subunit processome; Pwp2p-containing subcomplex of 90S preribosome. The record is from RefSeq and is a predicted model, not a curated record. NCBI's taxonomy places the organism in Eukaryota, Metazoa, Chordata, Aves, Passeriformes, Pipridae.
AUGUUUCCCCCACGCUCGGUGCCCGUGCCCACCCGCGGUGGAGGCGGCCCGGCGGGGAUGACGCGGCUUGGGAACGGGCACAGGAGCGCUGGGAGUCCCACACCCCGAGGCGAUGCGCGGGGGCCCUGCCUGGAGACGGAGGGACGCUGCUCUCCCACUCUCGCACCAGGCACACCGGCACACGGCAGCGCCAGGGCCCCGCCCGGCCCCACCCGCUCCCUGCCCGCACUGAUCCCCGGCGGAACCCCGCAAUCACGGCAGAGCGCAGAGGCCGCCGCCGCCCCGCCCGGGCCAGAGAGGUCCCGUCGCGCCCGCCUGGCGACUCACCCAGGGCAAGGCGCCGCGCCGCCGCGGCCUUCCGCGUCCCUUCCCGGGCGGAGCUUCGCCGCCGCACUUCGCCGGUGCCGCCCGUGGACGCAUUCCAGCGCGGCGGGUACGGGCCUGGAGCGCUCCGGGCCGCUGCUCCCUCGCGCGUUCCCCCACGGGCCAUCCCCUUCUUCCCCUUCGCGCGCGCCCCUGCCGCGUUUCCCGCGCCAUGCGGCUGACGCGGCGUACUUGCGUACGAGCCCGCCCCUGUCGGGCUGUGGUCUGAGCCCAGAGCAGCGUGGAGCCUUCGUGGCGCUGCGCGGGGAAGCGGGGCGCUACGCUGGCCGUGCCGGGCUGCGGAGGCACGUGUUCGUGUGGGACCGCCGGAAAGGAGAGAAGGUUCUUAUCCUUAAGGGUCUCAAGCAGGAAGUCAGUUGCCUCUGCCCGUCUCCAGAUGGGUUGCACUUGGCUGUUGGGUACGAAGAUGGAUCAAUCCGUAUCUUCAACCUCCUAAGCGGAGAAAUGAAUAUCACUUUCAAUGGACACAGGGCUGCAGUUACAGCACUGCAGUAUGACCAUCUGGGUGGCCGUCUUGUAUCUGGCUCAAAGGAUACCGAAGUCAUCGUCUGGGAUGUCAUCAAUGAGAGUGGUCUGUACCGGCUGAGAGGACACAAGGAUGCUGUCACUCAAGUCCUUUUCUUGAAGGAGAAGAACCUAUUGGUCACCAGCGGCAAAGACACAUUGGUAAAAUGGUGGGAUCUGGAUACCCAGCACUGCUUCAAAACUCUUGUUGGACACCGAACUGAGGUCUGGGGCAUGGCUUUGCUAUCCAAAGAGAAGCGUCUGAUCACUGGGAGUGCUGACAGUGAGCUGAGGGUGUGGGAUAUCACAUACAUCCAGGAGGUAAAAGACCCUGACGAGCCAGAGUCCAAGAAAAGCAAAGGGCCUUCACCUGGCACAGAAGAAAACACUAAAGAGGAUGAGACCUUAGAAUUGGAUGAGCAUCCUGAGGAACGCAUCGUUAAGUGCAGCAAAGUUGGAUCCAUUGUGCGGGAAGGGAGAGACCGAGUGGUUACUCUUGCCACAGACCGAAUGGGCAAGUUUUUGGCCUGUCAUGGAACAGAUGCUGUUCUGGAAGUGUUUUCUGUCCUUUCUGAAGAGGAAGUGCAGAAGAAAUUGGAAAAGAAAAUUAAGAAAGCAAAGAAAAAAGCCAAACAGAAAUCUGAAGAGGUGCCUGAAAGGAGUGUAGAGCUGAGCCUGCAAGAGGAGAUUCAGCGGGUCACUAAUGUCAAAGCUUCUUCGAAAAUCAAGUCAUUUGACUUGAUUCUCUCUCCAAAAGGAGAGCUGAAGAUCGUACUGUUGCUCCAGAACAACAUCAUUGAGUCAUACAACCUGGACCUGUCAGCACAAGUCCCACAGGCUGUCCGUGCGUCCAAGAUAACCAUUGGAGGCCACCGCAGUGAUGUCAGGACGUUGGCUUUUAGCUCUGACAACAUUGCCAUUCUCUCAGCAGCUGCAGAGUCUGUAAAGAUUUGGAACAGAUCGACCUUGCAGUGCAUCCGGACGAUGGACUGUGAGUAUGCGCUCUGCUCGCUCUUUGUCCCGGGAGAUCGGCAGGUCAUCAUUGGCACCAAGACAGGGAAGCUGCAGCUGUAUGACCUGGCUUCUGGGAGUCUGAUAGAGACACUUAAUGCUCACGAUGGGGCAGUGUGGUCCAUUGCUCUUUCACCAGACCAGCGUGGCUUUGUGACAGGAGGAGCUGAUAAAUGUGUCAAGUUCUGGGAGUUUGAGCUUGUGAAGGAUGAGAGCAGUAUUCAGAAAAGGCUCUCCAUGAAACAUGUGCGCAUUUUACAGCUGGAUGAAGAUGUUCUCUGUGUGCGGUACAGCCCCAACCAGAAGCUGCUGGCUGUCUCCUUACUGGAUUGCACUGUGAAGAUUUUCUAUGUUGACACGCUCAAGUUUUUCCUCUCUCUGUAUGGACACAAACUGCCAGUGCUGUGUAUGGACAUCUGCUAUGAUGGGACUCUGAUUGCGACCGGCUCUGCUGACAGGAAUGUGAAGAUUUGGGGCUUGGAUUUUGGAGACUGUCACCGUUCUCUCUUUGCCCAUGAUGACAGUGUGAUGUAUCUGCAGUUUGUGCCGAAAUCCCAUCUCUUCUUCACAGCUGGGAAGGACAGCAAGAUUAAGCAGUGGGAUGCAGAUAAAUUUGAACAUAUCCAGACCCUGGAGGGGCAUCACCAGGAGGUGUGGUGUUUGGCACUCAGUCCCAGUGGAGACUAUGUGGUGUCAGCAUCCCACGACAAGUCCCUGCGCCUCUGGGAAAGGACGAGGGAGCCACUUAUUUUGGAAGAGGAGAGGGAGAUGCAACGAGAAGCUGAAUAUGAAGAGAGCGUGGCAAAGGAAGAGCAGCCUGUGGUGCCUGGAGAGACGCAAGGAGAGACAGGGCUGGCAGGAAAGAAGACUAUUGAAACCAUCAAAGCGGCUGAGAGGAUCAUGGAAGCUAUCGAGCUGUACAGAGAAGAGAUGGCAAAACUAAAGGAACACAAUGCCAUAUGCAAAGCUGCAGGGAAAGAGGUUCCCUUUCCUGUCAACCCCAUCCUCCGUGCCUUUGGCAAUAUUACGCCUUCUGCAUAUGUGCUAGAAGUUUUCAAGAAGGUCAAGUCAAGUGAACUGGAAGAGUCUCUCCUGGUGCUGCCCUUCUCCUAUGUCCCUGACCUGCUCAGACUCUUCAACGAAUAUAUUCACCUGGGUUCAGAUGUUGAACUCCUGUGCCGAGCUCUUCUCUUCCUGCUCAAGAUACAUUUCGGGCAGAUCACAGGCAACCACAUGCUGGUGACAGUGAUAGAAGAUCUGAAGAAAACUACCAUCUCCAGAGUCAGUGAGGCCCGGGAUGUGCUGGGAUUCAACAUGGCAGGGCUCCAGUUCCUGAAGAGGGAGAUUGAGGCCAAGGAUGAGGUGACAUUUUUUGCUGAUGCCACUGAACGUUUUGAGGAGAAAAAGAGGAAGAGGAAGAAGAAAGAGAAGAUGGUUCUUGCAGUGCUCUAGCAUUUGCUGCCCAAGACCUAGAGCACCUGGAUAGAGUCAUGUAACCUCAGUGCUGGCCAUGGAAGCAUUCUUGUGGCUGAACAUCUGUGCUGAUGUCCAGUGGCUGGGACAAAGUCUGUCCCCUCCCCAUGUGGUAUAACCAGCUUGUAAACCUAACUCAGAAUGGUUGUCUCUGAGGUGAACUAUCUGUAGUCUGUUGCAAAUGUAUGCAUUUGGACUGUUUCUGAGGUGACUGUCAAAGGCACAUGCUCUGCCUCCAGGGGAAUGCCCCUUAGCAACUGAGCUGAUUAUCCUGUGAAAGAGAUCAGCUCAUUUUGGCAGCACAGAUUCAAUGGAAUCCAGCACAUGGACUGCUGGUGAGACCAUGCCCUGUCCAGGGAAGGCAGCCGGCAAGAUUUCAUACUGGUUUGACACCUGUUCAUGGCUUGUGGCCUCUGGACAAGCUCAGUGACUUCUGCUCAAGUGUGAGAAUUUGGUCUACAGCUGCUCAGUUUUUCAGUGGGAUGGGAAGAAACACGUCUGUACUCUGUUAAAGGAAUAUUUAUAUAUGCCCUACAAGACUAUUUUGUUCACAGUGUUUUGUCCUGAUAUUUAUCUAGUAAAGCCUCAGCUGCCUUGCCCUGUUUGUCAGUUUUGAAAGGAUUUUUUUCAGGGAAUAAAAUUAGUGGGAGCAAAUGAAAGGGCUGCCACCCAGGAUUGUGCUGUUCUGCAGAGCUGGCAGACUGAGCGGAGAAGUGUGGGUUGUUUGCAUUGUACUUGAUCCAGUUUUUAGAAAUUGCACUGGAUUGUUGCAAUGUUGUACUUGUCCUGUAUCAGACAAAUGAGUUUAUUUUCUCAGCAGGGGCAGAGAGGCAGGAUAAAGUGAGCAAGGCUCUGCUGCUCUGGUAAGCUAUUAGUUUGUAGUACAUGCUGUGUUUUUUACCAGUAAUCACAGGUUUGGUGGAUGUGGAGGCAGCUUCUAGUUACCUUGCUGGCUGUUGGGCCUCCAUGUCUGACUUGGGUACUCAAAGCUGAAUUUCUAACCUGCAUUUCUAACCUGAAUUUCUAACCACAUUUCAUGUGGAUUUUUAUUUGCAUCCCAGUUUUUGCUGAGUGCUGUUUUUGACUUAGGUUCUCUAUUACUAGCAAGUGUGCAAAAAGCAAACAGUUCAGUUGCUCAGUCUUUAGGCAGCACCUCAGGUGUAAUAAUUACACCUCUUAGAGUAACUGUUGUUCGUAAAUAACUUUGUCAGGGGGGCUGAUUGUUCACUUGAUUCUGCAGAGUCUGGGUAAUUUACAGGAGCAUGUUGUACUCCAAUUCCAGCAGGUGGGUCUCAGACUCUUUACAGAAGUAGCAACCUUCAUACAGCUCUGCCAGAUGUUUCUGGGUGCCUCUCUAAUUUUAUAUUUGUCCGGAUAUGGGUGAAACUUGUGAUCAAACACUCCACUCAAACAUGUCUCCAUCCUGACCUAUUCUGUUCUCUUUCAUUGUAUUCUGUUCUUUUUCUUUAUUCCUCCCAGAGAAGACCCUCAUAAGAGAGUCUCAUAAGAGGAAUUACUGCAGUGGGAGGAA